Messenger RNA from Brassica rapa (field mustard), 1134 nucleotides. RefSeq lists its product as uncharacterized. The record is from RefSeq and is a predicted model, not a curated record. Lineage: Eukaryota; Viridiplantae; Streptophyta; Magnoliopsida; Brassicales; Brassicaceae.
AUGACGGAAGAGGAGGAAAUCCUCUAUUGGAACGAACAGGAAGAGCUGGCUGAAAAGCAAACCGAGAUCACUCGCAGCAAACACCGACAAGCUCGGAAAUCUGCUGACGAGACGUCGGACAUUCACGAUUACAUCACCAAAACUGCAACGGAAGUAAAGGCCGUGAAAUCCCAGAUCCAUCACGCUACCAAUGCUGCCCCUGAGAUCACACCCUUCACCGCUCGCAUCUCCGAUAUGAGGGUAUCAGAUCCGGGAAAAAUCAAAGUACCAAAGUAUAACGGUACAACUGAUCUUAAGGUGCACCUUCACGCUUUCCACAUCACGAUGGGAAGGGCCAGACUGAAGGACGGCGAAAAGGAUGCCGGCUACUACAAUCUAUUCGUCGAGAAUCUGGAAGGACCGGCGCUCGAGUGGUUCGUACGCCUUAAGCAAAACUCUAUCGGAAGUUUCCGACAGCUCGCAUCAGAAUUUCUCAAGCAAUACUCUGUGUUCAUAGAUAGAGAAACAUCCGAUGUCGACCUCUGGAGUUUGUCCCAGAGGGAAGACGAACCCCUCCGCGAGUUCAUAAGCCGGUUCAAGCUGGUGAUGUCCAUGGUCAGCGGGAUAAGCGACAAAGUGGCCAUUGACGCGCUCAGAAAGACGCUUUUGUACAAGUCGAAAUUAAGAAAAUUGAUAACCCUCGACAAACCGCGGACGAUCCAAGACGCCCUCCACAAGGCAACGGACUACAUCAUAAUAGAAGAGCAAACAAAAGUCUUAUCGCAAAAUCAUAGGUCGACUAAACCAUCCUCGAAAGAUGUAGACCCAAAAACGAAAAAGAAAAACUCUCGUAACGACAAGGCUUACCAACGGAAGGCCGAAUCAAGUGCAAACUGGCCUACAUGGUCUCCUCCCCGAGAUGGUCAAAGCAACUUGAUAACUUUUACGAAGGAUGAAGCCGGCGGGAUUGAUCAACCUCACUGCGAUCCACUCGUCAUAGAUCUUGUCAUACGAGAUCUGGAAGUCGGGAGAGUCCUCAUCGACACGGGAAGCACGGGAAGUAACUCCAACGCCAAAACCACUUACGGGUUUUUCGGGAGAAGUAUUGAUGACCCUCGGAUCGAUCCAACCGGAAAACCCGGACAAAAACAUUGA